AUGACUGGAAUAGGAUACAAAUCGCUCGCAGCGAGUACAUCUGGUGUUCCGCUUAUUAGGUGGGUCUGUAAAAAUUUUCGAAACCGAAUGUUUAUGUUGUCAUUCCAGAUGUUGUAGAUCUUCGAUAGAUUUAAGCUUACCUGUCUUACGGCGAAUCGAAUGCUCUGAUAAUUGUAAUCGUUGUAGUUCAACCAUUUUGUUUUCAGGGCUAUCUUCCGUGCUUAGAUCUGCUUAUUUAUUUGCACUGUUGUUGCGUUUUUUUUCCAAAUGACUGGAAAAGUUUAGUUAUGUGCGUCAGAGAGCUUAUGACAGCCGAAUCUUUCUCAUGCUUUUAGUUUUUUAUUUAACGGUGGUGACUUAAAGCCGAAUUUAUUUUUAUCCACGUUCCUGGUUCCCUGAUUUUUAGCUUGAUGGUCAUUUGUUAUGCUUGUACUGAAGGGGAUCUUGAUAAAGUUACCGAACAGUUAAGCUUAUACCGUUUCUUUUUUUUUUAGCCUAAGCUUAUUUUUUCAGCAUAUUAAUAAGCUUGAAUAUAAGAAGCGUAAAGAAACUUAUUAAGAAGUAAAUACAGCUUACACCCAAAAGAGGGUGGAUGUUCUGACAAGAUUCUGGAAAUAUUUUUUACCCAGUUUUAUUUGCAUAUUGACCGCAAGAUUGUUAGUAAUGGGGUGACACUUAUAAACAACCUGGGAUGGGGAAAUAUGUUUAAAACUGAGAUUCAUGGAAACCUUCUUCCAACACUACGGCUGUUUAAAAUCCACAAUGGAUGUAACAGCAAACCUACUAAAAGGAGACUUUGUUACUUAACACUAAUUAAAAUGCAUGGGUCUCCCUGUUCCCACAUACAGCAGUCACGUGCGCGCGAAGGUAAUUAAGGCGAGCAAGUCAUUAUUCGUAUUAGGAUCUUUACGUAAGGAAGGAAUGUCCCAGGAGGAAGUAGAUCACCUUUUUAAUGCAAUAGUUUUACCAAAUUUUUCUUACGCUCUGCUGGUUUAUGGUGCCUCAGAUUCCGACCUUUCUGUAAUACAGAAUUUUUUAGACCGGUGUAUGAAAAGAAAGUUUAUGUCCAAGAAUGUAAAUAUCAGGGACUUGCUAGAGAAGGUGGACAAGACACUCUACAAAAAAAAGAUCGAAUGACCCCGAAUGUCCGUUCUUCCAGUUUUUACCUAGGGAAACGAACACAAGGUACAAUCUUAGAAAUACGUCAGUCUCUGUCCCUAGAAUCUACACUGACAGGUUUAAGAAUGUUUUUAGUAACAGAAUAGUUUUUAGAUAUGAUAUGUCAAUAGUUUUUUGAGUUUAUAUUGUAACUUAGGAUAUGUAAUUUUAUCUUAAGAAGUAAAGGUUAUUAUUAUUAUUAUUAUUAUUAUUAUUAUUAUUAUUAUUUCACAUAUGAUCUGAUGUAAGUUUCCUAGAACCACAAUUUCCUAGGAAUUACCACCCCUGCAUCUGGGAUGGUCUGCAAGCAUUGUUAUUUUUUCAUCACAGUGCAAACGUAUGAGGAUCACAAAGUUUUACUUUAUGCUGCCAAUAAUAUAAAAAGUGCAAAAAGACAACACGUCACCCUGUAGCAUCUUUUUGACAGGUCUAUAGGGAUUUGUAUCUUCAUGUGUUGUGAAUUCAUAAAGUUUCUAAUUCUGUAGUUAGGACACAGAUAUCUAAAUAACAACUGGUAAACGGCUCAGUGUGUACUAUUGAAUUGUAGUUGCACAAGGGAGGUUGCUAAGCAUGAAAGAAGUGUAAGAGUUGGCUAUGCAGACAUAAUUAUUUUUUUAUCUAGUAUUAGUGCACAGUGACACAAAAAACUGACAUGCAUUGGCGAGUACUUAUAACAAGGAUAAAUACCUGUCGUUUAUGACAGCGUUGUGUUUACAAGGGGGUAGCAUCCAUCUUACCAAUGUGGCCCGUGUUCAAGUGGGUUUUGACACCAUAUUAGGGAGCUUAAACAACAAUGACGGCGAAUGCUAUGAAAACGUCAGUUAAAAAGUGUAUUCGUGCUGCUUCAAACUUAAUUGUGCGUACUCAAUCUCAUUCAAUUUGUCAAACGGGGAAUUUUUCUGGAGUUGAAUUCUUAAGGACUGUAUCAAAGUUUAGAAAAAAAGAAGGUGAUUGUUUUGUGUUCAUGUCCUCCACAAAAAUAAUUUAAUGUGAAAUUAGGCCGUUUCACGUAAUAGACAUAGUCAUGCAACGACAGCAAAGAAAUGUAGAAAAAAGCGUGAUGCACGUGCAAAGUUGUUGUUUUGCCAAUUUAAAGGGUCACAGUCAGCUACGGGACCACGCUGACCUGGACACUACUUUUGCCAGUUUGAAAAUCGUUUACCUCAGCCUGAAAUCAAAUCUACGUGUCAGAUACAUCUAGAAAUCCGCUUCAAUCCUGCCUAGUGUUUCAUUCGAUCCUUGAUCUUUUACUGAAAACCUCUGAGCAAUCUUUUACUCAUCCUAUUACAUUAUUUUAUCAUAUUUGGUUAAAAACAGUGUUCACAGGAAUAUAAACAGAAGAGGUGAGAAACACGUAGGUGCCGGGCGGGAGAAAUCACCUUCAUUUACCAAAGUAACAAGAGGAAUGAAUCAGUAACAUUGGCGAGGAAAUAAUCAUUAUAUAUAUUUGGAAAAUAGGUUGAAAAGGUUAAAUAUAUUUGGAAAAUCAAGCUUUCUUGACCUUGAACUUUUGACAAUGAUUCAAACUUCGUGCAAUUUUUCACCUCUACUGAUGUCUGAAUUCAGAAGUGUCCGUCGAUGUUUGACCUUCCCUUAAAAAAAAUCCAUCGGUGAAUUCUCAAUGGUUUAUAAAAAAACAUGAGUGCUCUGAUAUGGCUUGGGGUCUAUAAUCAUGAUUUUGGCUUGUAACUAGUUCAACUCUACAAGGUUUGUUUAGAGUAUACCGGAUACACUUCGCACUUUCUGUUUCACGCGUGUCUUAUGGGAUACAAAUCAGCUAAGAAAUGGUAUGUAAUGCGCAUGUGCAUCAGCUGACUGUGUCCCUUUAAACCUAUUACUUUUUUGCUGUUCUCAUUGCUGUCACCGCUGGGGUCGUUACGUUGUUGCUUAAGCUCCCUAAUAUAUAUAGGUUGAGUGUCACCCUCCCUAACCUGCUCAACAGGCAUUAUUGGGAAGCUCAGGUGGGUAUUUGGGUGCAAGUGCAAAGCGCAAGAUGCAAGACAGGAAGAAAAAGAGAAAAAGAAUUGCUGUAGACAGGUUAUUGUUCUAAUUCUUCAGCUUUAUACACACUUUCUGCAAUGGAUGACCAAUUAAGAUGGGGUUUAAAUUUGUGGCAAACAUUCUUGCCACUGUGCAUUGCCAAAUGUGUGUACAUAACAUAGAGUUCCCAUCAGUUGAAGUGAGGCAUGCGCAUCUAAAAAAAACUUGCAAUAUCUCAUUUGUUUCAACUGGACUCUAUAAGGUGUUUGUGGCUUGAACAAAUCAGCAAUAGAAACUUAUGUUCACCUGCUGAUUUUUUGGAAUAAAAAGAACAUGACCUGGCAUUUCUGGCAUUUUUUUUCACUCUUUUCCUUCCUCCUGCAUGUCUCGCACUUCAGGCUCAUAACCUCAAAACCCAGCUGAGCAUCCCUAAUAAAAUGUACUUGAUGUGCAGGUGCACCCUCUCUAAAAUAAGAUAAGUUUAGUUUUUUUUCUCCAGGUGAGUUCAGACUAACCUGAGGCCCUGGCAGGGUAAAUUCCAACAGGCGACAUGUCCCAAAAAGUAGCGACAGCGCAUAAAAUGAAAUCGCGACAAGAGACAACAUCCCUCGGCCACUUAUGACAGUGACGGCAAAGCUGACAAUAAGCGACAAGCAUUUAUAAACACCGACACGAGACGUUUUAAAUUUCAGACAGGCAACAUGGGACCCUCCCCUUGGCAGGGCCUCUAACCUUCUAACAGUGGGAUUGUAUAAGUAAACAUUAAAGAAGAAAAAUGUAGUUAGCAAUAAUAUUCACAUACAUUUGAAAGAUGCAGAAGUUCCUCUGUCAAUGAAAAAUGUUUUAAUGUCUGUGAACCAUGUCAUAUUGAUAUCCAUGCUUUGUAUGUUAAUAAUUUUUAUCCUAGUUUUGUACAAAGUUAAGAUGUUGUUUCCUUUAAUGACACACAGGGUUUAUUCCAGGAACUGACCAUGGGUCCCCUUCUGAAAUGUAGUGAGUCAUUAACAUUUCAUGAACACUUUUGUGCCACUUAGUUGGAAUUAAUAUAUAGUUUUUCUUUUGCCCUUUAUUUUCAUUGAUUGUAUGAUUGUUAUGCUGAUUUUCGUAGUUACUUCCUUUGACUUUGUAUGUAUUAUUAGGAUUAUUUGCAGCUGACUGUUAACUGGAAUAGCAAUUUUAGCUUUAUAUGUUUAGCUCAUUGAAAUUAAAUGUACCUGUAGUUUAUCUUCUUUUUGAUCCUUUAUAGUUAACUGCUACAGUAAACUGCUGCAUUAUCAAUACUAUUUUACUUUUAAAAUAAUUAUUGUCAUUUGAGUAACUGAACUUUUGAUGACAGUUCUUACACACUUUUCUCUCAUAAGUCUAUUUAACCAACUAUACUGCAAUUUAAAAUCUCUUUUUUUAAAGAUAUUAUCUCCACACCACUAAACAAUGAGAUGCCUCAGACAUUUUUCAGUGCCAUGUACUCUAGAGUAAACAUUACUCAUAUUUCUUUACGUCUUUUUGCAGGCCAUCAGUUUUCAGACAAAUAGCAGAUUUUGCGAAUGUUUUCAAGGCUUUUCUUGGAACUAACUGGAUUGGUUUACCAUUUGCUUUUAAAGAAAGUGGAGUAGUGGUAAGUGAGAUGUAGUGGAUAAAGGUGUAGAUUCAGUUUAACCUUGUAUCAAUUAGACUGACUGUUCAUUUCAGUCACAAAUGUAUGAAAUGCAGUAGUUAAUAUAAUUAUUUUACCUAUAUGUAUGGGUAUCGGCUACUAAUUCUCUAGGGGAAUCAACUUUCUGUUUGCAACAAAUCUCUUCAAGUGAUAUUGCUGUGGGAAAUUCCUUUAAAUAAUGAUACCUAAAAAAGUUGAACAUGAGAUCUCAAUUGCAUGUCACAACUCCAGAUUAGUUCUGUGGGCUAAAAUGAACUGUAAGUGGCUCAACUGAUCACAAGACAGUGAAAUGACUGUCAUGCACCAGAGGUGACACAUGCUGUAUAAUUUAUAAUAUUAUUGUUAUUAUUAUUGUGAUAUCAAAUUAAUGUGUUUUAUUUCUUAUACAUUUUGGUUUCAGCUGGGAUUGAUUGGAGUUCUUGUAAUUGCAUUCAUCACAGAUCACUGCUGUCAGUUAAUCAUCAAGUGUAAAAAAGCUGCUGUCCAGCAGGUCUUGGACACAGUUCCUCAGUCCAAGGAUGUGGAAUCACAGGAUUCAAACAUUGCUUCUUUGAGAAACACUGUGGAAAAGCGAAUGCUUUUUGGAGAAAUAGGAAGGAUUGCACUUGGCAAAUGGGGUGUUUUGCUUGUCAAUGGAGCUCUUAUAGCCACCCAGUAUGGCUUCUGUGUUGGAUAUUUCAUAUUUUUGGGUCAAACCAUCUCAUCAAUGUUUCCUACACCAUCCAAAACUCAUGCUGUAACAACAGCAACACCGCUACCAAUUCACAAUGUUUCAAAUAUCAAUGUUACUAAUAUUACAUCACCCACAAACAGUCACGUUCAAAAGACCUUUUUUGCUGAUCACGACCACACCCCACCAUUUGCUGUUCUCAUUCUGCUACCAUUGGUUCCACUGAUAUUGUUUUCAUACAUACGAGGGGUGCGAAGGCUUGGUCCAGUCAGUUUUGCAGCCAAUAUUGCGCUCUUAAUGGCAUUUCUGUCUGUUGUUGGAUACAUGUUAAGUGGUACGUACACUGUAAGUUAAUAACUCGCAUAAAACAUAAGAGCAUUAUUGAUUAAAAUGGAUGCAAUAUCCAUAGGGAGUGUCUUAAUAAUGGGUCUAAAUUAUGGGUUAAGAUCUUUCAAAAUGAAAGUAGAGCUAUAUAUCUUUUCCCAAGAAGUAAUAAUGUGAAAUAUGGUUAUUUUAGACAGUAAAUUACACCCUCAUUAAUAACUUUCUCUUCUAAAAAUCAGAAAAUUAUCAUGAUUAUUGUUUGUCUGGGAUACAAGUAGGUCUGUUCUGAUAACCAAAACUUUUUUUCCCUAUUAACUCAAUGUAUGACUUAAUUUACAUGGUGUAGAAAUUCAAAAGCAAGAGACAAUAUCUCCAGCAAUCUCACUUAUGAUGGUGUGUCUGUAUACCUGCCAACUCUCACGCCUGCGGGUUGAAAACUUCGAUCUCACGCCGGCUCAUGCUUGCGGGCGUUAAAGAGUGCGGACUAACUUUUUACACUCAACAACGGCAGAACGAACUGUGUUAAAGGUUUUUAUACAAUUGAGUCUGGGUACAUUCCUUGCUUUUGGUACACAUUUUACUUAUUUACACAAUACCUUUCUCGCGAUCUCUGAUUUUGUGGAAAAGCGUUUUCUCGAUAACUUCACCUUCGGCAGACUUCGGACGUCUUCGGAAGACUUUGGACUUCUUUGGACGACUUCAAACUUCUUCGGGAAUCUUCGGAAAUGAUCGUGUCGUCUUCAAAAAUCCCAGCACUCCCAGGAUAAAAAUCUCACGCUUAUAUCUCAGAAAAAGUUGGCAGGUAUAUGUCUGUUGUAGUUGAAUUUUAUCCUAAUGCUUAGUUUAAAUUUUAUUUUUGCUUGUUUUUGGGUUUGUAAAAUAGUGUAUGCAUGUCGUCUAUUUGAAAGAAAAGAAAGUAUAAUUAUUUAAACCUAGAGUGAAACUGAGUCACAACAUAUCCUACAUGAUAACAGUGAUCAUCGACAAGUCCUUUUUCCUUUAGUUUUGCCACAACCUAUUUCUGCUUUGCUCUUUACAUUGUAUUUUAUUCCUCAUGUUUCUUUAAAUUUUUUUCCACAGGUUUGAAAUUUAAAUUUAGUGAGUUGCGACUGGUGCACUGGGCUACCUUUCCGGUGUUUUUUGGCCAAGUAACUAGUGCUUAUGAAGGAAUAGGAACUGUAAGUGCAAUACCAGUCUCUUGAAAUUUGUAAUAAAUUAUUUAUGGUUCAUCAGGUAUUGACACUGAAAUGCCUGUUCAAUUGAAAUGACCUGGAACAAAAUGACAUUAUAAAUUUAUUAACCCCUUUCGGAGUGGCUUUAUCUAUUUAAGCGUAAAAAUCAUUAUUAUUUCUAAUAGUUCAUUUUUCUUAUUGCACAGAUAAUUUCCAUAGAAACAAGCAUGGCAGAAAACAGGCACAGAUUUCCCUUGUAUCUUCAUUUUGCAAUUGGAGGCUUGUCUAUGAUUUUAGCAUUAUUUGGUUUGCUUGGAUACGCUGUUUAUGGUGAAGCAGUGGAACAGAUUGUGACAGAAAGCUUUCCACAAGGAGUAUUAAUACUCAUAGUGCGAUGUUUGUUGUGUUUUGCAAUUCUUUUGACAUACCCGCUCCAGAUCUUUCCAGUAAUUGAGAUUGUUGAAGGCUGGUUGUUUAAACCUGAACAGAAUGUAAGCACAGAGGACAGUGUGAAUGCAGAUUCAAACUCAACUGUUAAUAAUGUUGCAAUGUCACAGGGAGGGAUGAUAGGUUCAGCAAGUGAGUGUUCCAUGUUGCUGGCACCAGAAAUACCCAAACAGAAGAGUAGGGUAAGCUAAAUUAUAAUACUGUUUAAAUUAUUGUGACUUGUGGCUUGAGGUAGGCUCGAUUUCCGCCGUCUCCCGGGUCCGGUCUUUGAUCCUCCCCAAAGAGAGACGGCUGGACACGUGACCCGUUGAUCUUGUCUGUGACGUGAUUGGAAAAUUGAUAAUUUAGGCGUCUCCAAUUUUCUUAUUUAUUUGGCUCAAAAUUGCAUCAAGCGCUCCCUUGCCUGCCCAAAUAACUUUCAAAAUAGUUUUUCGGCUCAUUUCCAUACAUUUGUGAAAAAUAUUCUCAGUACAUUUCUAUACACUCCGACAUGCAGUUAAUUUUCUUUGAUCUUUGAAUGUUGGAUUUCGUCUUCUGUGGGUCCAAACUGACUGAUUCUCGGAAGCGGAUUAAAUUAAAUGGAAAAGUUUCUGAUUUACCAGACAGAAUUUCCAGCGUAUUGAAUGUUCCUCUGUCAAAUAUAAACGUGGACGGUUACAUCUGUAACGAACACAGUUAUCAAGACCUAAAGCGCCUUGAAAAGACACUUGAAGAUGCAAAAUCUCUCCAACAACAAUCAUUAAAAGAAAAGUUCACAACAAACAAUCGAACAAAACGUUGUGUUCCUUCGGAUUUUAGAAUUUUGCAAAAAAUGUCUCCGCACCGUCGACAUCGCUUCGCCCUCCGAUGGAACAAGAAAGGACUUUCGGUUUUGAUGUGAUAAUUUCUGCGACAAUCUUUGCCAGACGAAAAUCUCCAGGUGGUAACAUGAUUGGCUUAAACCAACAAAGGAAAUUGCACGCGUCCAGCCGCUCUUUCGGGGGGAGGGGGAUGAGUGCGGGCUCAUUUUCCCGAACCGCGCCUGGUAAUCGAGUCUAGGCUAGAGGAAGAUAAAUUAUUUUGUAACUUGUCAUGACUGUGGGAUAAAACCCAAGUACUUAGUUCCAGGUAGUGAUCAAAACCACUGCCUCUUAGGAUCCUGGUAGAGAAUAAUUCUUCAAUAGCAGUCUCCUUCCUCAUUUUUAGUUUCAUCAGAUUAAAAACUUUCAGUUAAAUCUGGUUUUGAAAUAUGGUAUGUUCCAAAGCUCUUCCACAAUGUGACAUUAAAAUAGCUGCAGAGAAAGCUGUCACAAGGGAAUAAAAUGGUGGGGUUAGUUAGUGUAUCAGAUCUCAGUUGAUGGGUAAUUUAUUUUCAUAGCAAAACUCUUAGACAUUACUCUGGUAGUCUUUAGUUGCCAUAUUGUUUUCCCUUGGUGAAGAGAUCAAGACAACAAAUACAACAACUUUAUUGUACAUCAAACAGACUACAUGGAAUAAAAGUAGACUAAAAAGGGAAAACGGAAUACUGUAAAAUUCUAAAAAUAUGCCUCUCCAUGUAGAAGCCCCUCCAAAUGCAAAAAACCCUCCGUUAAAUCACCCCUAGAAAUAUAAGCCCCCCCCCCCCCCCGGGGAAAAUCCCCCCAAAAAAAAAGUAAAAAAAAAAAAAAAAAAAAAAUUUCUCCCCAACUAAAGGAUGCCACAAUUAAUUUUUAAAACCAAAAAUUCCCCCCUAACAAAAACCCCCCCCAUAUUAGGCCCGCGGCAUUUAUUAAAACCCCCCCCCCCCCCAGGGGAAAUUGCCCUCAAAUACAAGGUAAAACAAAGUAAAACAGUAAAUUUCCUUCCAACUAUAAGGCUAGCCCAAUUGAUUUUGAAACGCAUAAUUUCCCUCCAUAGAUAAGCCCCUCUGAGUAUAGGCCCUGCGGCUUAUUUUCAGAAUUUUACAGUACUUAAGCAACUUCAGUCAGCUUAAACCAAUCAAGGGGAGGGGAGAAGUGGAGAAGAUAAUAACACAAGAAAACAAACAAAUAAUUAACUUAUUAGUUACAUUUAUGUUAAAGAAAUACUUCUUCUGAAUAUCUCAGUCGUGUAUAUAUAUAAGAAACUACUCAGACCUGAAUCUUGAAGGGACUGUUUAAUCUUACUGUAUCUUAAUCAGAUUCUUGACUUCAUUAUUUUAAGGAAUGGUUUUGAUUUUGAUUUACAUACAUGUUAAUCUUGGAGUGAAAAAUGUACUGUAUUGACAUGAGCUUCCUUCAUGCAGUGCUGUUUGGUAAAUUCAAAUAAAAUUGAUUGUUAUUUUGUUAUUAUCAUCUUUUAAACCUAUUUAAAAAGUUAUCUUUUGACUCUUUGCAGCUUCGGCAAUGGAAAAAGAACCUACUUCGCACUUUUCUUGUGUUGUCUACUGCUGGCAUUGCUAUUGCUCUGAAAGAUGACUUUGCAUAUGUCAGUGCUAUUGUUGGUUCCAUGGGAAGUUCAACUCUUGGUUUCAUUCUACCUUGUGCAUUUCACAUGAUAAUCUGCAGAGACGUAAUCACAACACGGACUAAAGUUAAGGACUGCUUAUUUAUUGCAUUUGGUGUCAUUGGUGGACUUGUUGGUAUUGCAGUUACAAUACAGCAGAUCGUCGAGCAGUUUUCAAAGACAUAAAAAUAAUAAUAUUAUAAAAUAGUGUAUUUAUUGUGUUUUGGAUGUUCUUGUUCUUCACAAUACAUGGAAACAAAGAAACCAAGAAGAUCAGUGAGAUCGUAGAAACACAAGCAGGUGGCUAUCUGUGCAUAAACGAGAAGGAAGAUUUGAUUUCUGCAGUUGCUGCUUUGAUAUUCCAUUACACAGACUUCAUGCCCUUGGGUGCAGAGUUGGAAUUAAAAUAUGUACUUUUACUGAGUUUUUAAAAUCAAUUUGCAGGAAUCUUAUCUGUGAAAUUAUUGGGGGAGAAAUGAAAAAAUUAGAUGGAAUGUAUUAAUUCUGGAAAAAAAAAACAGGAAUAGCUCUCAUGGAAUAGGUCUUUACAUUUUAUGAGGAUGAUUUUUAUUAAUAAAUUGAUCCUUGGUUUUCAUUUGAAUACAAAGUGCCUUAAAUUUUCCAUGAGUAUAUUCUUAUAGUCAUUCACGAAUAGUUAAAAAAUCUACAGUGCAUUGUGAUUUUGUCUAUCAACUGAUUAUCAUCUUUUAAUAAUAACUGACAACAGGUUUCAAACCCUUGAGUUAAAAAUAAAGAUCUACACAUUUACUGUUAAGUUAUGAAAGUAUUACUCCCUGCUUGCAAAGAAAGUAGAGUCCAGUAACCCCUGGCUAGUGGAUUGUUAUCAGGCUAGUGAAGUUUUUUUUGAGGAAUUCAAAUAAAAUUUACAGAAAAACUGUGAAAUCAAUUGGGGCUAGUUGAAAUGGCGUUUGCGACAUGUCAAAGGGACAAAUCACUACCUGUGUAAUGGUGAAUUUCUGUGAAAAACCUUGACAACAGAAUUUUCUCACUGCAACAAGUCGCAAAAAAUUAUAUCAGAUUGAAUUUGUUUGACCUGUUGCGGCCAAAAAAAUUUUCUGCUGUUCUGUUUUUCGCAAAAAUUAUCGAGUACACAGGAAAUGAUUUGUCACCACAGCAUGUUGCUUCAACUUGUUGCCCAUCACCAUGACAUGUUAAAAAUAUUGAAGCAAUGUUUAUUUGCUGUAAUAAGGGCUAGUUAAAACUACAACAAAUGUUGCCUAGUGCAUUCAGACCUUAGGGUAUUAGAACUGCGUAUAUAGACUAAAAUGAUAAGGCUUAUAAAAUAAGUUUUAAAAUGACCCACAUUACCGAAACAAAAUAAGAAAAUAUAAAUCUUUAAUUCUGUCAAAAAAGCUAUAAAAAAGAUAAAAAAUUAUCAUUUAUUACAAAGAUGAAAUACUUGGUAAUACUAUGCAAUGAGAAAACUGCUAAUCGGUAAUCGGGUAAAAAACUGUGUGAUUUUAAAUUGGAUUAAGUUGAACUUGUGAUGAUUGACAACUGCUCAAAACCACAGGCUUCCCUUGCUUCCACACUAACAGUACUCUUCCUACAAAUCACAGGGGAAAGUGAAUUCCAGACUUCUUUCAAACAGUUAAGUUGCAGUUUAU
Messenger RNA from Porites evermanni, 11475 nucleotides. The record is from the annotation of a GenBank genome assembly. Lineage: Eukaryota; Metazoa; Cnidaria; Anthozoa; Scleractinia; Poritidae.